Messenger RNA from Octodon degus (degu), 2389 nucleotides. It is a transcript of the gene Trim8, whose product is annotated as tripartite motif containing 8. NCBI's taxonomy places the organism in Eukaryota, Metazoa, Chordata, Mammalia, Rodentia, Octodontidae. The transcript has 6 exons. The coding region runs from base 19 to 1674 and encodes 551 amino acids. The record is from RefSeq and is a predicted model, not a curated record.
CCCCUGGCCGCGUUCGCCAUGGCGGAGAACUGGAAGAACUGCUUCGAGGAGGAGCUCAUCUGCCCCAUCUGCUUGCACGUCUUCGUGGAGCCCGUGCAGCUGCCCUGCAAGCACAACUUCUGCCGGGGCUGCAUCGGCGAGGCGUGGGCCAAGGACAGCGGCCUCGUGCGCUGCCCGGAGUGCAACCAGGCCUACAACCAGAAGCCCGGGCUGGAGAAGAACCUGAAGCUCACCAACAUCGUGGAGAAGUUCAACGCGCUGCACGUGGAGAAGCCCCCGGCGGCGCUGCACUGCGUAUUCUGCCGCCGCGGGCCCCCGCUGCCCGCGCAGAAGGUCUGCCUGCGCUGCGAGGCGCCCUGCUGCCAGUCCCACGUGCAGACGCACCUGCAGCAGCCCUCUACCGCCCGCGGGCACCUCCUGGUGGAGGCGGACGACGUGCGGGCCUGGAGCUGCCCGCAGCACAACGCCUACCGCCUCUACCACUGCGAGGCCGAGCAGGUGGCCGUGUGCCAGUACUGCUGCUACUACAGCGGCGCGCAUCAGGGACACUCGGUCUGCGACGUGGAGAUCCGCAGGAACGAGAUCCGGAAGGUGCUCAUGAAGCAGCAGGACCGGCUGGAGGAGCGGGCACAGGACAUCGAGGACCAGCUCUACAAGCUUGAGUCUGACAAGCGCCUGGUGGAGGAGAAGGUGAGUCAGCUGAAGGAGGAGGUGCGGCUGCAGUACGAGAAGCUGCACCAGCUGUUGGAUGAGGAUCUGCGGCAGACGGUGGAGGCGCUGGACAAGGCCCAGGCCAAGUUCUGCAGCGAGAAUGCGGCGCAAGCGCUGCAGCUUGGCGAGCACAUGCAGGAGGCCAAGAAGCUGCUCGGCUCCUUGCAGCUGCUCUUUGAUAAGACGGAGGAUGUGAGCUUCAUGAAGAACACCAAGUCCGUGAAGAUCCUGAUGGACAGGACCCAGACCUGCGCGGGCAGCAGCCUGUCUCCCCCUAAGAUUGGCCACCUGAACUCCAAGCUUUUUCUCAAUGAGGUAGCUAAGAAGGAGAAACAGCUGCGGAAGAUGCUGGAAGGCCCCUUCAGCACCCCAGUGCCCUUCCUGCAGAGCGUUCCCCUGUACCCCUGCGGUGCCAGCAGCUCUGGGGCGGAGAAGCGCAAGCAUUCGACGGCCUUCCCCGAGGCCAGUUUCCUAGAGACGUCUUCGGGCUCUGUGGGCAGCCAGUACGGGGCAGCAGGCACAGCCAGCGGUGAAGGCCCGGCCGGGCAGCCCCUGGGGCCCUGCAGCUCCACGCAGCACUUGGUGGCCCUGCCAGGUGGCGCGCAGCCGGUGCACUCCAGCCCCGUGUUCCCCCCAUCGCAGUACCCCAACGGCUCUGCCGCCCAGCAGCCCAUGCUCCCGCAGUAUGGCGGCCGCAAGAUUCUCGUCUGCUCUGUGGACAACUGUUACUGUUCUUCCGUGGCCAACCAUGGCGGCCACCAGCCCUACCAACGCUCCGGCCAUUUCCCCUGGACCGUGCCCUCACAGGAGUACUCCCAUCCGCUGCCACCCGCACCCUCCGUGCCCCAGUCCCUCCCUGGCCUGGCUGUCAGAGACUGGCUCGACGCUUCCCAGCAGCCUGGACACCAGGAUUUCUACAGGGUGUAUGGGCAGCCGUCCACCAAACACUAUGUGGCCAGCUAACGCCACACCAUGGGCAGCGGACACUGGGGACCCUCCCCUGCCCCAGUGGCUUGGGAAUGGCGUGUUGAGACCUGCCCUCCCACCCCUUCUUCACUCCACUCCCCCAGAGCUUUUCCUUCUGGAUUUUGUUUGGGCCUUUGUUUUUGACUUUUUUUAAAUCAUGAAUCUCCUGAACACGGAAGUGGCAGUGGGAGCUGACCUGGGCCAGGGCCACAGGUGGCCCUAGAUUUGGGAAAUGUCCAGCUGACAGUGCCACGCUCUCCUGCUGUCUCCCCUUUCCUGCCCCCCCCAGACACACCCCUGGGGCUGGAAGGAACCUCAGUUUGCCCUAAAGCCCCAGGCACCCGCCCUCUUCACCUGCCUGGAGCAAGGUCUGAUGCCCACUGGCCUGCUUCUCCUGCCUGUUUUUCUUUUGGGCAGUUUGAUCACUGAUUGAGUAAGGGAUGACCUAUAGAUUGUGGGAGUUUUGGUUCUGUUUUUUAAAAAUUUUUUUAAAGCCAAGAAUGAUUUCUCUUUUUCCUCACCAUCUUCCCAGACAGAAGUCAAAGGCUACUUCUCAAGCACCUUUCGGCACCUUCAGCCGCAAAGUGGAAUCUACAGAUGGGAGCCUCAUGUCCAGGAAAGGGGAAAAGGGACUUUGCCAAUGAUAGCGACCACAGCAAAAGCAAAUAAUAAUAUUAAUAAUAAUAAAGAGAAAUAAAUAAUAAAAUAAAAA